ACCCUUGCGGGUUAACCUUGAACCCUCUUUUUUCCUUCUCUCUAUGUUCUCUUCUUGUUCUUCACAAUUUUCUCUUUAUUCUCUGCACAUAAUCCUCUAAAACUGCAAUGGCAGAUCACAAAAACCCACCAGUAGGUAUAUGGCAAAACGUUAAACCAUUCAUUAAUGGUGGAGCUUCCGGCAUGUUAGCUACUUGUGUUAUUCAACCCAUCGAUAUGAUCAAGGUUCGAAUUCAGCUUGGACAAGGAUCAGGGAUACAUGUGGCAAGAAGCAUGUUGCGGGAAGAGGGGCUUGGAGCUUUUUACAAGGGUUUAUCAGCAGGACUACUUCGCCAGGCUACAUACACGACUGCACGACUUGGCUCUUUUAAGAUUUUAACAAACAAAGCAAUCGAAGCAAAUGAUGGGAAGCCACUUCCUCUCUAUCAAAAAGCUCUUUGUGGUUUGACUGCUGGAGCUAUUGGUGCCUCUGUUGGUAGUCCUGCGGAUUUGGCACUUAUCCGUAUGCAAGCUGAUUAUACAUUACCACAAACACAACGUCGGAACUAUAAAAAUGCAUUCCAUGCACUUACUCGUAUCGUUACUGAUGAAGGAGUUCUUGCACUAUGGAAAGGAGCUGGUCCUACUGUUGUCAGAGCAAUGGCUUUGAACAUGGGCAUGCUUGCUUCAUAUGAUCAAAGUGUAGAACUAUUCAGGGACACGAUUGGUUUAUCUGAAGCUAGCACUGUAGUUGGAGCAAGUGCUGUUUCUGGAUUCUUUGCAGCUGCUUGUAGUCUUCCUUUCGAUUAUGUGAAGACCCAGAUACAAAAAAUGCAACCAGAUGCACAUGGAAACUAUCCCUAUAGUGGUUCUCUUGAUUGUGUCGUAAAGACUUUAAAAGCUGGGGGUCCUUUCAAACUCUACACUGGAUUUCCUGUUUAUUGCAUUCGAAUAGCUCCUCAUGUCAUGAUGACAUGGAUCUUUUUGAACCAAAUCCAGAAAGUGCAGGAGAAAAUUGGGUUGUGAUGAAGGGAGAUUUAUGGAAGAAUGUUUUGUUAUUAUUAUCUGUAUUAAUUUAAUUAUUUUUUGUUGAAAAAUAAUUACUUUUCGGAUUAUUCAUCAGUGUAAUUUUGUUAGAAGAGUCUAGUAGUAUUUUUUUUUUUUUUUAAGUUUGGAUUGUUAGAAAAACAAUAUCUAACAAGUUUUAUGCUCAGCUCGACAAUGUUUACAAUCUUUAGAUAAAACAUUAGAACUAGUUCAUGCUUACACUUACUGCAUGCUACU
Papaver somniferum (opium poppy) is the source of this 1262-nucleotide messenger RNA. RefSeq names its product mitochondrial dicarboxylate/tricarboxylate transporter DTC-like. The transcript is spliced from 6 exons. The coding region runs from base 108 to 1004 and encodes 298 amino acids. Gene Ontology annotation, molecular function: oxoglutarate:malate antiporter activity. The record is from RefSeq and is a predicted model, not a curated record. NCBI's taxonomy places the organism in Eukaryota, Viridiplantae, Streptophyta, Magnoliopsida, Ranunculales, Papaveraceae.